CUUCAAUCAUCGGAUCCAUUCGGCUAAGGGUCCCAAAAAGUCUUCCUAGCGAAAAGGUCACUCAACAAACAAACGGAAUCUAAGAUCCACCGAACCUUGUUCAGCGAAAUCAGAAAUUGUCCACAAACCUAACUCCCGUAAUCUUGUAUAAUCCGAAUCUCCUCUUUUUGGUAAUAAGAUCUCUGUAAUAAAAUCUCUCUUCGUCUCUUGCCUUUGCUCGGUUUCAGAAAUUUUGUCGUAGAACGAUCCUUUGUUGAACGAUUGUGUCCUAUCGCUGGCGAUGGAAGCUGUGUCGGAUCACGCCACUAGUAUAUGCACUCACUGUGACCGGGCUAUUCCUGCUGCAAAUAUUGAUUUGCAUCAUGCUCAUUGCUCCCGGAACCUUCAAAAAUGCAAAAUUUGCGGUGAUAUGGUUCCCAGAAAGAAUGCAGAGGAUCACUAUUUAAGCACCCAUGCACCGGUUUCCUGUUCAUUAUGCAGUGAAACAAUGGAGCGUGAUAUUUUAGAUAUCCAUAAAGGUGAAAACUGUCCUCAAAGGAUUGUCACUUGCGAGUUCUGUGAGUUUCCAUUGCCAGCAAUUGAUCUAGCUGAGCACCAGGAAGUAUGUGGGAAUCGAACAGAGCAUUGUCACUUUUGUAACAAAUAUGUCAGACUUCGUGAAAGAUUCAGUCAUGAAGCUCGAUGCAAUGGCAUCCAAGAUAGUUCUGUGGGCUCUUCAAGGGAUAUGAGGGAUGCUGAGACAGAGAGAGAGGAAGGUGCUCCAAGAAGGCAGCAGCAGAAUGAGUUCUCAACUAAACGUCUUCUUUUCACAAUAGCCAUCACUGGUAUUGCAGUCAUACUGGGAUCUUUUUUCCUGCAGAGAAAGGCAGAGCCCAAUGAUGUGCAUUAGCAUGCAAAAAAGCCAACUAUUUUAGGAUCCUGCAAAUCUGCGUAGUCUGUAUAACCCAUUCCCCUGCAUCAGAAGUCGUAUAAUUACCGGCAUUGUCAUUAUAUAUAAACAUAUAUAUUUAGUUAUAUACUUCAUUGAAAAUAACUAGUUCUGCAUUUGAUGCAAAUCUUUGAAAGUUGUAGGAAAUUUUCUGUUCCUUUUUUUAUUUGUUCUGAUACGGUAAUAUCUAGACAUUGAACACUGCGUAGAAUUCUGUUAAAGUCCUUGACCGUGUGUUAUUUUUGUAUCAUGAUCGUUAAAGCAUUU
Molecule: messenger RNA, 1195 nt
Organism: Abrus precatorius (Indian licorice)
Lineage: Eukaryota; Viridiplantae; Streptophyta; Magnoliopsida; Fabales; Fabaceae
Product: XIAP-associated factor 1-like
Exons: 5
Coding region: 281-889 (202 amino acids)
Source: RefSeq, a predicted model, not a curated record